CUCUUGGAAAGCUCUGUAUAACCAGUGGGCGACCGGCGUAGCCAUCCACCUGACCGUGCUUCUCUAGACGUCACUCUGUAACAGGGCAAGACUUUGGAAGAGUUAAGAGGAGAGAAACUUCACGACCACACCUUCUGAUCGCCGAGCAGCUGCUUCCUGUUGACCUUGUUCAGCCUCCCAAGGGAGAAAUGUCUACAUCUUCACACUAAGAAACAUCAUGGAAUCAUAGAGUAAAGGAUGGGCUCACAGAUGUCGCUGUUUGGACUGCACUGCCUGAAGGGGAAGGAGAAAGAGGAGGAGCGGCGGAUCAGGGCGAAUAACAGGGAGUAUAACCAACUGCACAAGUAUGCGACAAAUGCCAUCAAAACCUCCAAGUACAACAUGUUCUCCUUCCUGCCGCUCAACUUGUUUGAGCAGUUCCAGAGGAUAGCCAAUGCCUACUUUCUUUUCCUGCUCAUUCUGCAGGUGAUCCCGGCCAUCUCUUCUCUCUCCUGGUUUACCACGGUAGUUCCUCUCGUCCUUGUGCUUGCAGUGUCAGCAGCCAAAGAUGGCAGUGAUGAUAUUAACCGUCACAAAAGCGACAGGCAAGUGAACAACCGCAAAGUCAAAGUCCUCUUAAAUGGAGAACUAAGGACUGAAAAAUGGAUGGAUGUUCAAGUAGGUGACAUCAUCAAACUGGAAAACAAUCACUUUGUCACGGCAGAUCUGCUGCUGCUCUCCAGCAGUGAACCCCUCAACUUGGUGUAUAUUGAGACUGCCGAGCUAGACGGAGAGACGAACCUGAAGGUGAGGCAGGCGCUCACCAUCACUGGAGACAUGGGACACAACCUGGAGAUGCUGUCUGCCUUCGACGGGGAACUGCGAUGUGAACCUCCAAACAACCGGCUGGACCGCUUCACAGGGACACUCAUGUUCCAGGGACAGAAGUUCUCCCUGGACAAUGAGAAGGUCCUCCUUCGCGGAUGUACACUGCGGAACACCGAGUGGUGCUUCGGCCUCGUCAUCUUCGCUGGUCCGGAGACCAAGCUGAUGCAGAACUCUGGGAGGACUACAUUCAAACGUACCAGUAUUGACCGGAUGAUGAACGCACUAGUGCUCUGCAUCUUUGUCUUCUUGGUGUUCAUGUGCACUGUCCUGGCCAUCGGCAACAGCAUCUGGGAGCAGCAGCAGGGGGACUUCACCACCUUUCUCCCCAGGCAGGAUGGGGUGAAUGCUGCCUUCUCAGGUUUCCUUACCUUCUGGUCUUACGUCAUCAUUCUGAACACAGUGGUUCCCAUCUCCCUUUAUGUCAGUGUGGAGAUCAUUCGACUGGGUAACAGCUUCUACAUUGACUGGGACAGAAAGAUGUACUACGCCCGCAGUGACACACCCGCUGUAGCACGGACAACCACCCUCAAUGAGGAACUGGGUCAGAUCAAAUACAUCUUCUCCGACAAGACUGGCACCCUCACCCAGAACAUCAUGACCUUCAACAAGUGCUCCAUCAAUGGAAAGUGCUAUGGGGAUGUGUUUGAUUACAGUGGUCAGAGGCUAGAAAUGACUGAGGAGACAGAGAAAGUGGACUUCUCCUACAACCCUCUAGCCGACCCCAAGUUCUCCUUCCACGACCACAGCUUGGUGGAGGCGGUGAAGCUGGAGAACCCCGAGGUGCACGCCUUCUUCCGGCUGCUGGCCCUUUGCCACACCGCCAUGGCUGAGGAGAAGACCGAAGGAGAACUUCUGUACCAGGCCCAAUCCCCAGAUGAGGGCGCCCUGGUCACAGCGGCUCGUAAUUUUGGCUUCGUGUUUCGCUCCCGCACACCCGAGACCAUCAGUAUUGUGGAGAUGGGCAUCCAGAGGAACUACGAGCUGCUGACGAUCCUAGACUUCAACAAUGUCCGAAAGCGGAUGUCUGUCAUAGUGCGCAGUCCAGAGGGAAAGCUCUCUCUGUACUGUAAGGGAGCCGACACAGUGGUGUAUGAGAGACUUCACCCAUCCUGCAGCAAGCUGAUGGAGGUCACCACUGAACACCUCAGUGAGUUUGCGGGGGAUGGGCUGCGCACACUGGCCUUGGCAUACAAAGAUUUAGACGAGAGUUACUUUGAAAGCUGGAGACAGCGCCACCAUGAGGCCAGCACAGCUCUGGAUGACAGAGAGGACAAGCUGGAUGAGCUGUAUGAGGAGAUAGAGAAGAACAUGUUGCUGCUGGGGGCCACUGGCAUUGAAGACAAACUGCAGGAUGGAGUUUCCCACACUAUAGAGCAGCUCUCCAGGGCAGACAUUAAGAUCUGGGUGCUGACUGGUGAUAAGCAGGAGACGGCGGAGAACAUUGGGUACUCCUGCAAUUUGCUUCGAGAGGAGAUGAGUGAGGUUUUCACUGUGGCAGGAACGUCACCUGAAGAAGUGAGACAAGAGCUAAGAACCGCUCGCAUCAAAAUGAAACCUGAGACAGGAGAGGGCAACGUGACAAUCGAAGGCGAAGGAGAAAUUUUGGGCAAAAAGUCAAAGCUUGUCCAAGAUGAAGCUGUGAAUGGAGAGUAUGGACUCGUCAUCAACGGACACAGUUUGGCCUACGCUCUGGAUAAGACGAUGGAGCUGGAGCUCCUGAGGACGGCCUGCAUGUGCAAGACGGUCAUCUGCUGCAGGGUCACACCCCUGCAGAAGGCCCAGGUGGUGGAGCUGGUCAAAAAGUAUAAGAGGGCAGUCACUCUGGCCAUCGGGGAUGGGGCCAAUGAUGUCAGCAUGAUCAAGGCCGCCCACAUCGGUGUGGGCAUCAGUGGGCAGGAAGGCAUGCAAGCAGUGCUGUCCAGCGAUUACUCGUUUGCCCAGUUCCGCUACCUGCAGCGCCUCCUGCUGGUACACGGCCGCUGGUCCUACCUGCGUAUGUGCAAGUUCCUGUGCUACUUCUUCUACAAGAACUUCACGUUCACCUUUGUCCACUUCUGGUAUGCGUUCUUCUGCGGCUUUUCUGCUCAGACAGUGUAUGACGAGUGGUUCAUCACCCUCUACAACUUGGUGUACACUGCUCUCCCAGUGCUGGGGAUGAGUCUGUUUGACCAGGAUGUGAACGACCGUUGGAGUUUCCAGUAUCCUCAGCUGUACGUCCCUGGCCAGCUCAAUAUGUACUUCAGCAAGACCAUCUUCGCCAAGUGCGUUCUGCACAGCGGCUACAGCUCUCUCGUGGUCUUCUUCAUUCCCUACGCUGCCAUGUACAACACGGUGCGGGACAACGGCAAGGACGUCGCUGACUACCAGUCUUUUGCCUUGCUGGCACAGACCUGUCUGCUCAUUGCUGUCUGCAUCCAGCUGGGUCUGGACAUGGCCUACUGGACAGCAGUAAACCAGUUCUUUGUGUGGGGUAGCCUGGCUGUGUACUUCGCCAUCACCUUCGCCAUUUACAGCAAUGGCAUAUUCCUCAUCUUCACCAGCUCCUUCCCUUUCAUCGGCGUGGCCAGGAACACCCUGAACCAGGCCAAUGUGUGGCUCACCAUCCUGCUCACCACCAUCCUGUGUGUACUGCCUGUGGUGGCCUACCGCUUCCUUCUCAUGCAGCUGAGACCCACCAUUAACGACAAGGUGAGGUUCAAGGUGAGGCAGACAAAAGCCUCUCCGCCACCUCCCCCUCGACGUGCCCGGAUCAGACGCACCAGCUCCCGCCGCUCCGGCUACGCCUUCUCACAUGCUCAGGGCUACGGGGAUCUAGUGACCUCCAGGAGGUUCCUACGGCGUGCUCCUGUGAGCCGGUCGACUGCGUUCAGCCCCACGGCUCGCUCCCCAGGCAAGUUUCUGCCCACUGGCCGCUCGGCAGGGUACAGCCCCACGGGGCGCCAGUCAAACCUCAGACAGGAUGAGACUUCACUCCAAAUGUACCGGGCCGUCAAGGAUCCUCAGAUCUGAGCCCAAGAGGAGGACUUGAAGCAAAACGUUUUUGUUUACAAAAUCAAGGCCCAGGAGACACACUUGGACAUGUGCGCACAAGCUCGCAGACAGACACACCUCUGCUAUGCCGGACAUGUUGGUGCAUUCCAGACUGGGCUUGCCCAGCCAUCCUCAGUUAUUGCUGUCAUGUAUGUGCAUACCGUGAGUGUUACACAUGUCUCCUUGGCCCAACAUUUCUGAAUGUUCAGUCCAUGUGAAGUUAAAGAUCCAUGCCUGUCAGAUGGCAGGCACUAAUGGUGGAUUCCAACCAAAGUUUUAAAAUUGUAAACCACUGAAAAUCUCAGAAUGUCCAUUUUUUCAAUACAGACAGUUUUUAGGUAAAGUUAUAUGUGUUUGAACUGAACUGUUGUCUGUUCUAAACUUGGAUACAAUAUGCUGGAUUCAAACCGAAGAAAUUGUGCCUGGUGAAAAAAUCCAAAGGUCUCUUAUUUUAGCAUUGUCUGUUUUUUUCCGUACAUGGCUACAUGUGUAUAGGAUUAACUUUUUCUGGUUUUGCGUUCAACAUGACAAGGCAUUUCAUUUUAGUUUUAAAUUUUGCUCCAGUACAUGUAAUGAAAAGCAAAACUCAGGCAGGUCAGGCUGCUUACUUAUUAAUCCCAAGUAAAUGGCAAUGGGGUGUUUAGGUAUUUUGUUACUGUACAGCAUUCUUCAAUUUUUUUUUCCCCUACAGUGUUUAUCAGAUGUGCUGUGCUCUAAAUCAUCAACUUAUGUUACCACAAAAUUACAAGCACACUAUCAAGGAGCAUGUGAAUUAUCAUUUUCAGUGCAGAUAGUUGAAUGUAACUUGAAUACCCCAGAAAUUCUUCGUAAUAGGGAGGCUUUACUGUGUUUUGGAUACAUGAAAGAAACAAAUUAACUGUACUUAAGAAUCACACAUCUGCAUCUAAGUGUCUCU
Molecule: messenger RNA, 4813 nt
Organism: Scleropages formosus (Asian bonytongue)
Lineage: Eukaryota; Metazoa; Chordata; Actinopteri; Osteoglossiformes; Osteoglossidae
Product: probable phospholipid-transporting ATPase IM
Exons: 29
Coding region: 238-3876 (1212 amino acids)
Biological process (GO): Golgi organization; phospholipid translocation
Cellular component (GO): plasma membrane; trans-Golgi network
Molecular function (GO): ATPase-coupled intramembrane lipid carrier activity; ATP hydrolysis activity; ATP binding
Source: RefSeq, a predicted model, not a curated record